UCGUCUUCAAAUAGUUGGUGUGCAGUGAACCCUCCCAGAUCGAUCGUGUGUGUGUGUUUUAGAGAGAAUCAAAAUGAGGCCUGAAAUCGUACUAUUUGGGGAUUCAAUAACAGAGCAAUCGUUCAAAUAUGGUGGAUGGGGUGCUUCUCUCACUGAUACUUACUCUCGCAAGGCAGAUAUAGUGGUACGAGGAUACGGUGGAUACACUACUCGUUGGGCUCUCUUCUUGCUGCAUCACAUUUUCCCUCUGGGUUCAACUACCCCUCCAGUUGCCACUACAGUCUUUUUAGGGGCUAACGAUGCAGCACUUCCAGGUAGAGCUAGUGAACGCCAACACGUUCCUCUUGAAGAAUACAAAGAAAAUUUGAGAAAAAUCGUUCGUCAUUUAAAGGAAUGCUCCCCCACGAUGCUAAUUGUCCUUAUAACUCCCCCGCCUAUUGACGAGGAAGGGCGACAACAAUAUGCAACAUCUGUAUAUGGAGAAAAAGCAAUGACUGCUCCGGAAAGAACAAAUGAAGUAGCUGGAAAUUAUGCAAACGAGUGUGUUGAGGUAGCUAAGGAACUCGGUGUUUCUUCGGUCAACUUAUGGUCAAAGAUGCAAGAAACGCAGGGCUGGCAGAAAAAGUUUCUAAGUGAUGGACUGCACCUAACCCCAGAUGGGAACAGGGUUGUUUAUGAAGAAGUUGUAAAAGUGUUUAACGGAGCGUCGCUUUGUGCCGCUGAUAUGCCUUCUGAUUUCCCUCAUCACUCAGAAAUUGAUCCUCAAAACCCUGCAAAGGUUUUCCAGGAAAGAGGCUUGUUGUAAUCUAUCUUUACCUUUUUACUAUUUCAUAAUUCUUGAAAUAAUUCUUAUUUGGAACUUAUUAUGUUAAUGACUCUAUUUGUUCCUUAAUCUUAAUUCUGGACCUGUACUCCAACAGUCCAACUAUAAAACUAUUCCUCAAAUCCAUUUAUGAUCUUAUAUUGUUAAGUCA
Helianthus annuus (common sunflower) is the source of this 974-nucleotide messenger RNA. RefSeq names its product GDSL esterase/lipase At5g62930. Lineage: Eukaryota; Viridiplantae; Streptophyta; Magnoliopsida; Asterales; Asteraceae. The record is from RefSeq and is a predicted model, not a curated record. Bases 74 to 805 code for a protein of 243 amino acids. Gene Ontology annotation, molecular function: hydrolase activity, acting on ester bonds. The transcript is spliced from 6 exons.